GCUAGUCUGCCACGUUCACGGGCACAUUAUUGUUGGAAUGGGUGCGCACCACACCCUUCAUCGCGCAGUUUAGCAUUGUCUUCUAGCUUCCUGAGUCCUCACACUGCAGAGCAGCUCACUCUGCUACUUCAGAGAUCAUUUAACGUCCGAUCGAUACUCAUAAUCUCCUUCCCCCUCUCUCUACAUUUUGUAGUUUAUGGUUUGUUUCGGAGUCCUUAUGGUGAAUCGUGCGGUUCUUUUGGUGUUGCUGGCUUACCUCUCCGUGGAUGGCUGCUCCGCGGCGCUCACGUUUUCAUCGAAGCUCAUACAUCGGUUCUCCGACGAGGCCAAGGCGCUUUGGGUCUCGAAGGACGGUAAUGCGCACGGGAGAUCGUGGCCGAAGAGGAAAAGCCCUGAGUACUUCGAGUUGCUGCUGAGAAAUGACUUGAAGCGGCAGAGGUUGAAGCUCGGCUCGCAGUACGACUUUCUGUUUCCUUCCGAGGGGAGCGAGACCCUGUUCUUCGGGAAUGCCCUUUAUUGGCUGCACUAUACAUGGAUUGAUAUAGGGACACCGAAGGUUUCAUUUCUUGUUGCAUUGGAUGCUGGAAGCGAUCUGCUUUGGGUCCCAUGUGAUUGCAUUCAAUGUGCUCCAUUGUCUGCCAGUUACUACAGUAUGUUGGAUAGGGAUCUGAGUGAGUAUAGCCCAUCUUUCUCAAACACCAGCGAGGACCUACCUUGCAGUCAUCAUUUGUGCGAACAGAGUGGCAAUUGUAAAAGUUUGAAGGAGCCCUGUCCAUAUAUUGCUGAAUAUGACUCUGAAAAUACCACAAGUUCUGGCUUUUUGGUGGAGGAAAAACUACAUUUGGCAUCUGUUAGCAAUCAUGCAACGCAAAAUCAUGUGCAAGCUUCAGUCAUUUUGGGCUGUGGUAGAAAACAAAGUGGUGGUUAUCUGGAUGGAGCUGCUCCUGAUGGUGUUAUGGGAUUGGGACCUGGAAACAUUUCAGUUCCCAGUUUACUUGCAAAAGCAGGAUUGGUUCGAAAUUCAUUUUCACUUUGUUUCGAUGAGAAAGAUUCUGGGAGAAUUCUUUUUGGGGACGAAGGGUUGGCCACACAACAAUCUACUCCGUUCUUGCCUAUUGCAGGAAAUAAUGCCUAUUUUGUUGGACUUGAGCAUUAUUGUGUCGGGAGUUUAUGUCUCAAACUAACCCAAUUCCAAGCUAUCGUGGACAGUGGCUCAUCCUUCACAUAUUUUCCCACUAAAAUAUGUGAAAAAAUUGUUUCUGAGUUUGAUAAACAAGUGAAUGCUACCAGGAUCAACAUCCCAAAAAGCACCUUUAAGUACUGCUAUAAUGCCAGUUCACAGGAGUUGCAUAACAUUCCUACCAUGAGACUCGUGUUCAUAAUGAACCAAAGCUUUUUAAUCCAUAGUCCCAUAUAUUCUGACUCUGAGAAUCCGGGAUUUACAACAUUCUGCUUAACUUUACUGCCGUUGGAUUAUGACUAUGGUAUAAUUGGACAGAACUAUAUGAUGGGUUAUCGCGUAGUUUUUGAUAGGGAAAAUAUGAAGUUGGCUUGGUCAAAAUCCAAUUGUCAAGAUAUAAAUGGCAAGCAAGUGCAUCCCACACCUCCAAAUGAUGAUGGAUCGCCAAAUCCAUUGCCAACGAAUGAGCAACAGAGCAUCCCAAACACACAAGCGAUUCCACCUGCCCUUGUGGGUAGGGCUUCAUCACAUUCCUCAGAAGCUGCCCCUUGUCAAAUUCCCUUAUGGCUUGGUUUGAUAAGUUCAUUAGCACAUCUGGUAUGUUUGUGUGCUGGUCACCUAAUUUUCUCUACCUUGGACUUGUAAAUUCUAUAUUUUCUUGUCAGACUCUCCCGGACACGGUUAUUGCAUUGAUUGCGGGGAGUUUUGGUAUCUACUUCACGUCUAUAGACAUGUCUUGUUUAUUUAAAUGGCAUCAGAUCUGGUUCAUCAUC
This is a messenger RNA of Carya illinoinensis, 1953 nucleotides long. Its product is annotated as aspartic proteinase-like protein 1. The record is from RefSeq and is a predicted model, not a curated record. Gene Ontology annotation, biological process: proteolysis. Bases 197 to 1825 code for a protein of 542 amino acids. Lineage: Eukaryota; Viridiplantae; Streptophyta; Magnoliopsida; Fagales; Juglandaceae. Gene Ontology annotation, molecular function: aspartic-type endopeptidase activity. The transcript is spliced from 10 exons.